This is a messenger RNA of Nerophis lumbriciformis (worm pipefish), 1707 nucleotides long. The record is from RefSeq and is a predicted model, not a curated record. Lineage: Eukaryota; Metazoa; Chordata; Actinopteri; Syngnathiformes; Syngnathidae.
AUGUCGUACCACGACGACGACGAUUAUGAUGGCUACUCCAAUGACUAUGAUCUCCACACCGGUGACCCCAAAGCAGACAUGGCUUUCGAGCGGCAGUAUGAGCAGCAGACCUACCACGUCAUCCCAGAGGUCAUCAAGAAUUUCCUUCAAUACUUCCACAAAACCAUCUCGGACUUGAUCGACCAGAAGGUCUACGAGCUGCAGUCCAACCGCGUGUCCAGCGAGAGUAUUGAACAGAAGAUCUAUGAGAUCCAAGAUGUCUAUGAAAACAGUUGGAACAAACUGACCGACCGAUUCUUUAAGACGUCUCCUUGGCCGGAGGCGGAGUCCAUUUCGUCACUUGUUGGCAACGAUGCCGUCUUCCUCAUUCUCUAUAAGGAACUUUACUACAGACACAUCUAUGCUAAAGUCAGCGGGGGACCCACUUUAGACCAGAGAUUUGAGUCCUACUACAAUUACUGCAACCUCUUCAACUACAUUCUGAAUGCUAAUGGCCCCGCCCCCUUGGAGCUACCCAACCAAUGGCUUUGGGACAUCAUUGAUGAAUUUAUCUACCAGUUCCAGUCAUUCAGUCAGUACCGCUGCAAAACUGCCAAGAAACCAGAACAUGAGAUCGAGUUCCUGCGAAGCAACCCAAAGAUCUGGAACGUCCACAGUGUUCUGAAUGUGCUCCAUUCCCUUGUGGAUAAAAGUAACAUCAACCGUCAGCUUGAAGUCUAUACCAGCGGAGGGGACCCCGAAAGUGUGGCGGGCGAGUAUGGUCGCCACUCGCUCUACAAGAUGUUGGGCUACUUCAGCCUGGUUGGGCUGCUGAGGCUACACUCCCUACUUGGAGAUUACUACCAGGCUAUUAAAGUAUUGGAGAAUAUUGAGCUUAACAAGAAGAGCAUGUACUCGCGUGUGCCCGAGUGUCAGAUCACCACCUAUUACUACGUGGGCUUCGCCUAUCUGAUGAUGAGACGUUACCAGGAUGCCAUUCGAGUGUUUGCCAACAUUCUGCUCUACAUUCAAAGGACGAGAAACAUGUUCCAGAGGUCAACGUAUAAAUACGAGAUGAUCAACAAACAGAACGAGCAGAUGCACGGCCUGCUUGCCAUCGCGCUCACCAUGUACCCGAUGCGCAUCGACGAGAGCAUCCACACCCAGCUGAGGGACAAGUACGGAGACAAGAUGCUUCGCAUGCAGAAAGGAGACCUACAAGUGUUUGAGGAGUUGUUCAGCUUCGCCCGCCCCAAGUUCUUGUCUCCGGUGGUGCCCAACUAUGACAAUGUCAACCCCAACUACCACAAGGAGCCCUUCCAGCAGCAGCUUAAGGUCUUUGCAGAGGAAGUCCAGCAACAGGCUCAGCUCUCCACCAUCCGCAGUUUCCUGAAGUUGUACACCACGAUGCCGGUGGCCAAGCUGGCAGGGUUCCUGGACAUGACCGAGCAAGACUUUCGGAUUCAGCUACUCGUGUUCAAGCACAAGAUGAAGAACUUGGUGUGGACCAGCGGCAUCUCAGCUCUGGAUGGAGAGUUCCAAUCGGCUUCUGAGGUCGACUUUUAUAUCGACAAGGACAUGAUCCACAUCGCGGACACCAAAGUGGCACGUCGAUACGGAGACUUUUUCAUCCGACAGAUUCACAAGUUUGAGGAGUUGAAUCGAACACUCAAAAAGGCGCCAGCGAGCGGCACCACGACAACGUCUGGAAGCGCCACGAGCCGAUGA